GUGUUAAAGCUGUAUUUUCUGGACAUUACCACAGGAAUGCUGGAGGGUCCUACCAAGGACUGGAAAUGGUGGUUUCAUCAGCAAUAGGAUGUCAACUGGGAGAAGAUACUCAUGGGCUUCGAGUGGUGGUUGUCACAGAUGAGAAGAUUGCUCACCAAUACUACAGUUUAGACGAACUGAGCAGUCAAGGCAUGGAACAAGAGCUGCUGGCUAUGCUUGCUGAGCACAGUUAG
Nestor notabilis (Kea) is the source of this 233-nucleotide messenger RNA. RefSeq names its product serine/threonine-protein phosphatase CPPED1-like. The record is from RefSeq and is a predicted model, not a curated record. Lineage: Eukaryota; Metazoa; Chordata; Aves; Psittaciformes; Psittacidae. The annotation marks the transcript as partial. The transcript has a single exon.